AGUAACGUCAUGUAUCACGUGACCUCCACCAUUUUAAUUUUCAUAUUCACACACUUGUCUGAAGUGUCUGACAGUUCUUUGUUAGUGUUAUCAUGGUUUCUUCGGAUAGUGACAUGGAGCCUGAACAGUAUUGUAAGCUUUUUAUUGGAGGUCUUGAUUACAGAACAACAGAAGAAUCUCUCAAGGCACAUUUUGAGCAAUGGGGAGAAAUUGUGGAUUGUGUAGUGAUGAGGGAUCCAAAUACAAAGAAAUCUCGGGGUUUUGGUUUUAUUACUUACAAAAAAGCACAUAUGGUUGAUGAUGCACAGGCUGCUCGACCUCAUAAAGUUGAUGGUAGAGAAGUUGAACCAAAACGAGCAGUUCCACGGGAGGACUGUGGAAAACCAGAGGCACAGGCAACAGUGAAAAGAAUAUUUAUUGGAGGACUAAAGGAUGAUGUUGAAGAAGAAGAUCUUAGAGACCAUUUUGGACAGUAUGGAAAUAUUGUCAAUGUCAAUAUUGUUACAGAAAAGUCAACUGGGAAAAAACGUGGUUUUGCUUUUGUUGAGUUCGAUGACUAUGACUGUGUGGAUAAGAUUGUGUUGAAAAAACAUCAUAUUCUGAAAGGAAGAAAGACUGAAGUAAAGAAAGCUCUGUCCAAACAAGAAUUAGAGACUGCUAGAAUGAGAGGUUCGAGUAGUCGUGGGUCAAGUGGUGGAGGAAGAAAUUCUUCAUAUGGGGGAGGAAGAGUUGGAGGACGAGGAGACUAUGGGGGGUCUUCUUAUGCAAGUGGACAAACCAUGAGAGAUGAUGCAUAUGGUGGACAAGCAUUUGGAGGAGGAUAUGGUAGUCAGGGAAUGGGGAGCUAUGGUGGUGGUGGUUUUGGACAAGAUCCCACCAGUGUUUGGAGUGGUGGAUUUGGAGCUGGAUACAGUGGCAAUUAUGGAGGAGGGGCAAUGAGGAGUGAAAGUAACUUUACACAACGAGGAACAGGACCUUAUGGAGGUGGUUAUGGAUCUGGUGGUUUUAGAAGAUUUUGAGUUCAGAAAACGGCACUGUACAUAAAGGGGAUGUAUUAAGCAGCUACCAGAAUGUAACCAGGGCAGGCAGGGUUCAGAGAAAGCUGUAGGUACCUUAUGUUUGAGGCAGGAAGACUGCAGGUCAACUUGACAGGAAGGCAUCAGCUAGGUCAACUAAUCCUACAGUCAGCUUAAUAGAAGAAUUUCAGUUGUCAGAUUGCCCCCCCUCAUAGAUUCUAGUCUGCUAGCUUACCUAUCCCCCUAAAUGUCUAUUUUAAUUUGUUUGCACAAAUGUUAUCAGUGGAGUGUAGGUUAGCCAGUGCUUUUUUAUGUGUUGUCCAUUUUUAACUUCUUAUAUUCUCGCCACAUCAUACCUAUCUUUCCACAAGAGGUCAUGAAAGUUUCUGGACUCUUCCUGUAUUUGAGUGAAUCAUGAGUAUUUUAUAUAUUAUAUUGUUAAUUCCAAAUUUUGUCAGCGGCCAGAUGCCAGCAUUUGUAGUACAUUCCGCUUUUGUGAUAACCAGUUCACUCCGUGUUAUAGUAAUAAAGUAGUUUAGUCAUACCAAAAGACUUGAUA
Messenger RNA from Limulus polyphemus (Atlantic horseshoe crab), 1575 nucleotides. Its product is annotated as heterogeneous nuclear ribonucleoprotein A1, A2/B1 homolog. Gene Ontology annotation, molecular function: RNA binding. The record is from RefSeq and is a predicted model, not a curated record. NCBI's taxonomy places the organism in Eukaryota, Metazoa, Arthropoda, Merostomata, Xiphosura, Limulidae. Bases 93 to 1019 code for a protein of 308 amino acids. The transcript is spliced from 9 exons.